GACAUCCGACUCUAUUCAAGACACACGGUAUAAAGUCCUAAUCCUUUCCUACCCCUAUAUUUUGUCAUCAUAUCCCUCAACUUCUUCUCCAUCCUACGCACUCAUCCAAUCUCGUAGCUGGCUACUAUGGUCGGACAAUACACCUACCAAUUCCCAGUCUGUUUCUCUUCAAAUCGCAGCAUCGAUGCUUCAGUGGGACAGGGUUCCAUCGAUGUUCAGGGAGCACCGUUUUUGCGAUGUACUGCGAAUUACUGGGUCGAACUAGAGGCUAAAUUCCUUUCAUCUCAUGCAGGGGAGACGUCAGGGACGCUGUCAUCCCCAACCUCCUAUCAUUCAAUUCCGAGACCAAAGCGUCCCUUGAGGCCACGCUCACAAAAUGCGCGAUUUUGGACACUCGAGGACAGAAUGAAGCGCAUCCAGUCCCGCACUGCUUCCUGGCGUAAGUCUGCUUUGCCGAACCUUUCUCGGCGAUCGACAAUACCAGACCUCGAAGUUCUUCAUGUGCACUAUGCUCGCCAGCACGUCUACGGCGAAGCAUACGACGGAUACGAAUGUGGAGAAACCAGUCCAAAGCGCAAGCGAGCUUUUAUUGGCAUCUGCGACGUGAACAAAAUGUUGCCGUUCGUAAGGCGUCGACUCUCAUACGAAUGCAACUACAAUGAGCCGCCGCAAUGGACAUCAGGCGUCGAGGGCUUGGUGGAUUCCAAGGUGGAUAUCACAGCGGACCACAAGAUGGCAGAUGUCAAGGAUGAAUCUUGCAUUCAGUCCAAUGUGACUCUAGAAUCCUCGAUCGGUGUCAAUAGCACCCACACACAGCGCAUCGUUGAUAUGAUUCAAGAUCUUCCAUCCGCCAGUCGUCCGCGUCGCCUCCCAUGUCGAGAUAUCUGCGAGGCCGGGCCAACUCACCACAACAAACCUGCAUUUAUGGACGAGGCCAACGAAUCCACUGUGAACCUAAUGCGGGAUAUGUUUCGUGAUGGAGAACAGGAUGACCAAGACAGCAUUUUUGAAAUCCUACAGGGCAUUAGAUAUCUGCGUAUCCUGUGAGCGAGCGAUGAUUUUGUGUACCCUAGUGUCUUUAUGAAAAUGAUAACAAUUUCGACACUUAUCAUGGAUUGUGCAGUCUAUUUGAUGAAGUCUUGAGGGAGUGCACAGUCUUGAAGGCUGGAGUUGGGCUUGAGUCAUUCUGCACACCUCGCUACCGCCGCCGGGAAUGAGAAAUACGACGCUGGCAUCCCUAGUGUACGUACCACCAAAACGAAUGCUACUAAUAAAUCGAUGAUUCGAAGGGGUGAAGACUCACCCGAGUCAUUCUAAAUUCAAAUCAUCCACGUACCUCCCGCCACUCCGCUAAAACACGACAUUAUGAAAGUUCUGGAAGUAAAAAUAAGGCAAAUCGACUCACUCUGGGACUAUGUAGUACUACUACCGUGAUGCAGUACUGCC
Messenger RNA from Suillus paluster, 1446 nucleotides. RefSeq lists its product as uncharacterized. The record is from RefSeq and is a predicted model, not a curated record. Bases 127 to 1047 code for a protein of 306 amino acids. The transcript is spliced from 2 exons. NCBI's taxonomy places the organism in Eukaryota, Fungi, Basidiomycota, Agaricomycetes, Boletales, Suillaceae.